Molecule: messenger RNA, 859 nt
Organism: Castor canadensis (American beaver)
Lineage: Eukaryota; Metazoa; Chordata; Mammalia; Rodentia; Castoridae
Source: RefSeq, a predicted model, not a curated record
AAGCAAGAAUUGGAAGACAUGAGGAAAGCUGGUCAUGAAGCCCUCAGCAUUAUUGUGGAUGAAUAUAAGGGAAAAAUGCAAUCUCCAUUGUGAGCUGCCUUCCAGAAUUUAUGGUAGAACUUCACUGAUGUUGUCACUGAUGCCAAUGUGGAAUAAAGUAUCUGGAGUCCAUCUUGCACCGGCUUCUCCUGAGAUUGUUCUGGACCAUGAGCACUCAUCUCCUUCAGUUGGCUGCCUCUCUUCUGAUGUCAUCAUUUCAUCACCAGAGAAUACACAUGCAGACAACAGCAUUGUGAGUCAAACUGUUCCCAAAGCACAGAUUCAGCAAUCAACGCACACUCAUCUGGACAUCCCUCUUUUUCCAUUGGGUUUAACCAAUGAGACAAGUAAUGGAACAAUUGUUCUUGUGGAUGAUUCUGAUGAUCUGGGAGCCAAUGUGUCAAACAUAGAACUUCAGCAAAAAAUUUCAAGUCUGGAGAUUAAACUCAAAGUGUCUGAAGAAGAAAAACAGAGAAUUAAAAAGGAUGUGGAAUCAUUGAUGGAAAAACAUAGUAUCUUAGAAAAAGGUUUCCUAAAAGAAAAGGAGCAAGAGGCUAUUUCUUUUCAAGAUAGAUACAAAGAACUUCAGGUGCCGCUUAAAGAAUGGAUGAUGAUGAUUUUGGUGGUUUUGAGGCUGCAGAGACCUUCGAUGGUGGGAAUGGUGAAACUCAAACCACAUCUCCUGCUAUUCCUUGGGCUGCCUUUCCUACAGGUACUGGCAUAUAGUAACUAGGAAUUUUUUCUAACUUGCCUUUUGUGCCUUUUUGUAAAUCUGUUUCUUACUUUCUUCAUUUGGCCUUCUCUGAGCUGAAAAAUGGAA